UCAUUCAUUGCUUACCACAGUAUGGCCGGCGAUAUUAGCUAGCACUCGCUCACGGUAUUCUCUGUCAAAGGGAAGACGGCAAAACUAAGAAAAUACACCUGGAUUGUUACUUAAGGACUGUACUUAUAAUAAAUUAUUCCGGUCAAGCAAGGACUGAAUAACUACGGUUACCAGCGUUUAUUUUCUGUUGUCGGCGUCUGUUGUCUCACGAUGGAGGAGAACGGUGCACACUUCUUCGAGGGGACGGAGAAGCUGCUGGAGGUGUGGUUCACCCGGCAGGACGAGGCCAAGGGGACCGGCGACCUCCGCACCAUCCCGAGGUUUGAGUGGGACAAGCUUCUGGAGAAUGUGCAUUGUUUGAUCAUUAGUGUGACAAAGACUGACAGACAGGAAGCUUAUAUACUCAGUGAGAGUAGCAUGUUUGUCUCUAAGAGACGGUUCAUUUUGAAGACGUGUGGAACCACCCUCUUACUGCAAGCCCUGGUCCCCCUGCUGGAGGUGGCCCGCCAGUACUGCGGCUUCGACGCCAUCAAGAACUUCUUCUAUUCCCGAAAGAACUUCAUGAAGCCCACGCAGCAGGAAUUCCCUCAUCGUAACUUCCAGGAGGAGGUCGACUUCCUGGCUCAGAUCUUCCCAAACGGAGCUCCCUACUGUAUGGGCCGUUUGAAUUCUGACUGCUGGUACCUGUUCACCCUGGACCUGCCGGAGUUCUGGGAGAACAAACACGCGGACCAGACCCUGGAGGUUCUGAUGAGUGACCUGGACCCAGCCAUCAUGGACCUGUUCUACAUGAAAGACGGGGUUUCUGCUAAUGAUGUCACUCGUAUGAGUGGAAUACGUGACCUGAUCCCAGGUUCAGUGAUUGACGCCACGAUGUUUAACCCUUGUGGCUACUCCAUGAAUGGAAUGAAAACGGACGGUACCUACUGGACCAUCCACAUCACUCCAGAGCCAGAGUUCUCCUACGUCAGCUUCGAGACCAACCUCUCCCAAACGUCCUACGAUGACCUCGUCCGCAAGGUCGUGGACGUCUUUAAACCUGGAAAAUUCGUCACAACGCUUUUUGUGAAUCAGACCUCCAAGUGUCGCAGUGUGUUCUCCUCGGCCCAGAAGCUGGAGGGCUUCCGCCGCAUGGACCGCCAGCUGGCCCAAUUCAACGACUACAACUUCGUCUUUACUAGUUACGUGAAAAACCACAACCAGCAGAGCUGAGAGAUGAAGGAGAGGCGUAGUAAGAAGGGCGCGUGCGGGGGCUGUGGCCCCUGCGUCCGUCCGCCCCCCCCGGGGGAGCCCACCUCUCUCCUCCGUCCUCGUCCCCCGUGUCUCCGCCUGGCCUCCGGCGGACCUUGUUGUUGUACCUUUGACUUAGAACUCUUGCAUGACCGCUCUUUUCUCUGUUUAGAUAUGCUAGCUCAUUCUUGCUGUGAUGUUGACGUGCAUGUUUGGGAAUUAAACAUGCACCCUGCCAGCAGGCCAUUCCUGCCCUCCUCCCCCCUCCUCCCCCACACCCAUGGGUCCUCCCACCUUCUUCUGUGCACACAGAGCUCCUCCCCCCUCAUCGCCCACAUUCAUGGCUCCACCCCUCUCCUCCCCGCUCCUGAAGGCUCCGCCCCCCUCCUCCCUCGCACACACGGCCCCUUCCCCCUCCUCCCCUGCACACAUUGCUCCUCCCACCCCCGCCGCCUCCCCCUCAUACACGGCUCCUCCCACCUCCUGCCCUGCAGACAUGGCUCCACCCACCUCCUCUCCCACAGACAUGGCUCCUCCCCCCUCAUCCCCAACAGACAAGGCUUCCGAGCCCACUAGGACCGCCCCUGACAUGCUCAAAUGGCCUCUGAUUGGUCCCCACUGCUGAUGUGUGUAUUGUACUCACGACUGCACUUUAGACGAACUCCACCCCUCCCCCCCCCCCCCCCUGGAUAAUAUGAUAUUACGAUAAUGAAUAUAAAUAUGCUCCUACAGCCGGGAGCCGGCCGCCAGGAGGCCUGAAUGGGUAACAAAGAGAUGUGCUUGUUCUCCAACAAAACGCGUCCUCUGCCCGUUUCCACCCGCACACAAUGCAGCCUCCAUCUGAGCAUGUCAGGCGCCUCCCGGAUCAUUCCACACCACUGUCCAGACAUCUUUUUUUCUUUUCUUUCUUUGUGAAUUGGUCCAAAAUGUGUGCCCCUUGCAGUUUGGUAGUUAGUGGUUCCCCACAGCCCUCUAUCACAUGGGGGGGGGGGGGGGGGGGGGGGUUAGAGGGGUGCAUGUGACCACUAGCGAUGCUGCUCAGCAGUCUAGGGUUCUGCUGUCUUCCUCCCUCCACCCCCACCGGACCCUCGUCACCAACGCCACCGCUGGGCUCCCACCCCCGGGGGGGCGCCGGCGCCGUGCGGGGGGCUGAGCCUUUCCAGACAGAAAGAGCCAGGCAGCCGGCACGGACGCCCUGGGAGAGGGGCUGGGUAGACUGGGAGAGGUGCUGGGUAGACUGGGAGGGGUGCUGGGUAGAGGGGGAGAGGGGGAGGUGAGUGAGAGGUGAUGGUUUGCCUGGGAGAAGUGGUAGAGAGGUGAUGGGUAGUGGUAGAGAGGUGAUGGGUAGUGGUAGAGAGGUGAUGGGUAGUGUGGGGGUAGAGAGGUGAUGGGUAGUGGUAGAGAGGUGAUGGGUAGACUGGGGGGCCGGUGCUGGGAGAGGGUGAGACCGGUGCCCCCCCCGGGGGGCUGGCGGGCGACGGUGCUCCAGGGAGGUUCAGAGGGGUCCUCCGGGUGGUUUGGGUGGUGUCGGGGUGUGGAGGACUGCAGCGCCCCUGGAGGUCGGAGGUCCAUCCCUCAGGCGACUAGAAGGCUCUGCGAGGAGGUCUGCAACAUGAAGGAAUAUGAGCCAGCAUUUUGACAGACUUUGUUUGGUCACCACGACCAGGCGGAGUGGAAUAUUAUUUUGAUACGUUUAAUUUUGAUAUACUGAAAUGCAAAUCAAAUGCUUCUUCCUUGUUUUAUUUUCAGGAAUAAUAGUUUUUUCUUACAACAUUAUUUGUUAGGAAUGCAUUUGGCAGCGGACCAAUAGAUCUCCCUGUUCGUGUGUUAUUCCCUCUAGUGUGGGUUAGGGUUAACUCGGUCGCCUGCUCAACCAGCGGUACUGGGGAGACUUUGCUGUUCAAAUUCUUUCUUUUGCUUUUCUUUGGAUGGUCAAGAUGUGCUAAUUAUAUCUGUACUACGAGCUUGGUGCUUAAAAUAAUAAAAUACUUAUCUGUGAAA
Gadus morhua (Atlantic cod) is the source of this 3231-nucleotide messenger RNA. It is a transcript of the gene amd1, whose product is annotated as adenosylmethionine decarboxylase 1. Gene Ontology annotation, biological process: spermine biosynthetic process; spermidine biosynthetic process. The record is from RefSeq and is a predicted model, not a curated record. Gene Ontology annotation, cellular component: cytosol. Bases 211 to 1212 code for a protein of 333 amino acids. Lineage: Eukaryota; Metazoa; Chordata; Actinopteri; Gadiformes; Gadidae. The transcript has 9 exons. Gene Ontology annotation, molecular function: adenosylmethionine decarboxylase activity.